AUGCCAGAAAUUGCCGCGGGAACCAGUGGCCAUGCCGAGCGCCGGGAUCGCACCCGUCGGCAGGAAAAGCAGGCCUUUCUCGGCAUGAAGCUGGCGGAAACCACAAUUUGUUCUUUUUCUCGGCUACGUUUGGCUCGUUGCGCUGCUGGUGACCGUGUACGAUGUGGUGCGUUUGCUGUUGGACGUCGCGGUGCGAAGAUUUGCUGCCUGAUUUGCGCCGGGCUGCACAUCCAGGGCUUCCUGCACUAUCCGGAACCGUUCCCGCACGAGAUGCUGUUCUGCGGUCUGUACGCGAGCUACUUUCUGAUCUCGCUCUACUCGCUGCUGUUCCUGCACUGGGGCUGCUGGGCGUUAAACUACACGGUCGAGGCGAUAGUGGCCGGUGGCGCCUUCCUGCUGUUCGUGGUGUCGGCAUUCGUUUCGAUGUACCACGCGGAAGCCGACAUCCAUCUGCAGUAUCUGACGGACGAGGAGGAAUGGUAUCAUCAGUUUUUUGUGUACUGCCGCUUACAAAGCUUGGGCGCGACAAUUACGGCCCAAAUGUUUCUGGUGCACUGUUCGCUGGCACUGGAUUUGGCCGGGUUGCUCGACCGAUGGUUUGGUGGACUUGCCGGCCGAGGUUCCGUGGCGGAGCAUGAUUUGCAAGAGGAUGUGCAAGCGAAUGAACGGUUGCAAAUCAACCCAUUCUGGAUGCCAGCAUUCGAAGCCCUUAUGAAGCGACUUCCGUGUGAGUGCUCUAAGACCGAAUCCGAUGGCUAA
Anopheles moucheti is the source of this 759-nucleotide messenger RNA. RefSeq lists its product as uncharacterized. NCBI's taxonomy places the organism in Eukaryota, Metazoa, Arthropoda, Insecta, Diptera, Culicidae. The record is from RefSeq and is a predicted model, not a curated record. The transcript is spliced from 2 exons. The coding region runs from base 1 to 759 and encodes 252 amino acids.